GGAAGCGGGAGAGUCGCGCGGAAGGUUCAGGGAGGAGGGAGUGCGGCGGCAGAGGCUCGCUCGGCUGCUCAGGCUCGCUCGGCUGCUCGCCCCGCCCCUCGGCGGCCGGCCCCUCUGCGCGCCCCCACUGCCUGCUUCUCCUGUGGGUCCUGGGCCCUCCGGCCUACGGCCCCGACUCGGGCUCAGCCGCACUCGUUCUGCAGGAAAGAGCCACCCUGGGGAGGAGGGACAGGGACGUGGGGGCGGCCUCGGCAGGGAUAACCUCCAUUUCAGCUAAUCAUGGGAGAAAUUAAAGUCUCUCCUGAUUAUAACUGGUUUAGAAGUACAGUUCCCCUUAAAAAGAUUAUCGUGGAUGAUGAUGACAGUAAGAUAUGGUCACUCUAUGAUGCAGGUCCCAGAAAUAUCAGAUGUCCUCUCAUAUUUCUUCCCCCUGUCAGCGGGACUGCAGAUGUAUUUUUCCGGCAGAUUUUGGCUUUGACUGGAUGGGGUUACCGAGUUAUAGCUUUGCAAUAUCCAGUUUAUUGGGACCAUCUUGAAUUCUGUGAUGGAUUCAGAAAGCUUUUAGACCAUUUACAAUUGGAUAAAGUUCAUCUUUUUGGGGCUUCUUUGGGAGGCUUUUUGGCCCAGAAAUUUGCUGAAUAUACUCACAAAUCUCCCAGGGUCCAUUCCCUCAUCCUCUGCAAUUCCUUCAGUGACACCUCUAUCUUUAAUCAAACGUGGACUGCAAACAGCUUUUGGCUGAUGCCAUCAUUUAUGCUCAAAAAAAUAGUUCUUGGAAACUUUUCAUCUGGCCCAGUGGACCCUGUGAUGGCUGAUGCUAUUGAUUUCAUGGUGGACAGGCUAGAAAGUUUGGGUCAGAGUGAACUGGCUUCAAGGCUUACCCUGAAUUGUCAAAAUUCUUAUGUGGAACCUCAUAAAAUUCGGGACAUCCCUGUAACCAUUAUGGAUGUAUUUGACCAGAGUGCACUUUCAACUGAAGCUAAAGAAGAAAUGUACAAACUGUAUCCUAAUGCCCGGAGGGCUCACCUUAAAACUGGAGGCAAUUUCCCCUACCUGUGCAGAAGUGCAGAGGUGAAUCUUUAUGUACAGAUACAUUUGCUGCAAUUCCAUGGAACCAAAUACGCGGCCAUUGACCCGUCGAUGGUCAGUGCCGAGGAGCUCGAGGUGCAGAAAGGCAACCUCAGCAUCAGUCAGGAGGAGCAAUAGCUGGGGCUUUGGCUGGUAACAACGAGUGACCCCGUGUGUCCUUGUACAGUCAGUGACGCUAGUGCCCGCCAGUCGGCCUCUUUGCUCAGUUUGUCAGGCUCGCCGGUUGUCACUGUGUUUGGAAGUAGGACUGAUUGCCGCCUUUGUGACAAGCGGCAGCUCUUCUAAGCCAGUGUAGUUGUUCCCUCUCGGUUUUUCUAGCUUUUGAAUUUGAAGAAGUACUUUUGAAGACUCUCAUUUUAAGAAUUGUGAAAAUUUUGCUACCAAAAGUCUUCACCUCUGUAUUCUUAUGUGAAUGUUAAUUUCCGAGGUUUGGGAUUUUGUCAUGUUUUUUUCCUUGCCUUUUUUUCUUUUCUUUUUGUUCUUCUUUUUUUAAUUUUUACAUUAUUUGCUAUAAAUACUGCACAUCCAGAUUGUAUAUCAGAAGGACAUUGGUUAUUUUUAUGCUUUCUUGGUUAUAACAGUUACCAGAGUACCAAGGCUAUCAUACCACCAUUUGCUCUCCUGCAAAUCAACUACUAAUUUCCAUUUAAGCAAAUUGUUUUGAGUUUUAGCUGUUGUCUUUCUAGCCAUUACAGUCAUUUGGAAUAAAAAUUCCAUUUCAGUGA
Messenger RNA from Pteropus alecto (black flying fox), 1814 nucleotides. It is a transcript of the gene SPG21, whose product is annotated as SPG21, maspardin. Gene Ontology annotation, cellular component: trans-Golgi network transport vesicle; cytosol. The coding region runs from base 280 to 1206 and encodes 308 amino acids. NCBI's taxonomy places the organism in Eukaryota, Metazoa, Chordata, Mammalia, Chiroptera, Pteropodidae. The record is from RefSeq and is a predicted model, not a curated record. The transcript has 9 exons. Gene Ontology annotation, molecular function: CD4 receptor binding.